Molecule: messenger RNA, 3994 nt
Organism: Larimichthys crocea (large yellow croaker)
Lineage: Eukaryota; Metazoa; Chordata; Actinopteri; Sciaenidae
Gene: elavl4
Product: ELAV like neuron-specific RNA binding protein 4
Exons: 9
Coding region: 621-2003 (460 amino acids)
Cellular component (GO): ribonucleoprotein complex
Molecular function (GO): RNA binding
Source: RefSeq, a predicted model, not a curated record
AAGGGAGGGAGAGCAAAGGAGAGAGCCAGAGGGAGUGAUACAGAGAGAGAGCGAGGAGAGAGAGAGAGAGCAAAAGGGAGGGGAGUUUAAACUAAGUGCUAUGUUGUGGGACAGGCUAAUCUGCUAGCGAGCAGUGUGAGGAUCGGAGCGUAUUGUGUGAGCCAGUGUGCGGGGGACAGAUAAGGGAGCCAGCCAGCCCGCCAGCCCGACCCACCGACCCACCGACUGCCUGACUGCCUGUUUUAAUGUGCUGACUCUGGGGAGAUUUAAAAAAAAAAAAACAGCAUAUUGACUCCUUAGACGUGUGCGGAGACCCUGGGCACAAACGCCACUACUACAGCCACAGCCAGCAGAGGUGCAUCAACAAGAACAAACAGAGCGCUGAAAAAUCACAACUCCAAAAUCAGAAAUUGAAAGAGGAUUUUUUUUUUUUUAUCCCCCUCUUUUUUCAAUUGAUUUCAUUUUUUCUUUCUUUCUUUCUUUCUUUGUUUUUUGUGUUCCCGGGACUGACUUCCUAACCGUUGACAAGAAAAAAGGGGGGAGCAAAGAAACUGAAGAGAAUCUGAAAAUAAAAGGACAGAGCGAACAAAAAAAAAAAAAAAAAGGCACCGAAUCUGAACAUGUUCGAAAUAAGCCGAACACUCAACGCCGCUUUGUUGAGCAAUGAGCAUCUCAAGAUGAUGGCGAGGUACGGGCAGCUCUCGGGACUAGCAGCCAGUGGCGUGGGCUCCGUCCCCGAGACGCGCUCGCCGCUAUUUCCCAGGGAUCUCCCGUCAUCGCCAGCCCAGAUGGGCUACAGGUCACCCCUGGGGUCGACAGAGACACAGUGGCGUCAGGCAGAGCUCCCACAGCUCCAGGGCUGGGCAGAGAAGGGAUUGCUGACACAGCCAAAGAUGAUCAUCAGUAACAUGGAGGCUCCAGUGACAAAUGGCCCAAGCGGAGGAGGCACCACAGCCAACGGGCCGACCACCAACAGCCGCGGCUGCCCCUCGCCCAUGCAGACUGGCCCAACAAAUGACGACAGCAAGACCAACCUCAUUGUCAACUACCUGCCCCAGAACAUGACCCAGGAGGAGUUCCGUAGCCUGUUUGGUAGCAUCGGCGAGAUAGAGUCCUGCAAGCUGGUUCGCGACAAGAUCACAGGACAGAGUCUGGGCUAUGGCUUUGUCAACUACAUCGAUCCAAAGGACGCAGAGAAAGCCAUCAACACGUUAAAUGGACUCAGACUUCAGACCAAAACGAUCAAGGUGUCAUAUGCGCGACCCAGCUCAGCCUCCAUCCGUGACGCCAAUCUGUAUGUGAGCGGCCUGCCCAAGACUAUGACCCAGAAGGAGCUUGAGCAGCUCUUCUCCCAGUACGGACGCAUCAUCACCUCCCGCAUCCUCGUCGACCAGGUCACAGGCCCCGCAGGUGGCUCCCGAGGUGUGGGCUUCAUCCGCUUUGAUAAGAGGAUAGAGGCUGAGGAGGCCAUCAAGGGCCUGAAUGGACAGAAGCCAUCAGGUGCCGCAGAGCCCAUCACAGUCAAGUUCGCCAACAACCCCAGCCAGAAGACCAGUCAAGCCCUUCUGUCACAACUCUACCAGUCCCCCAAUCGCCGAUACCCAGGUCCCCUUCACCACCAGGCUCAGAGGUUCAGGCUGGACAAUUUGCUUAAUAUGGCCUAUGGCGUAAAGAGGUUUUCCCCCAUCACUAUUGACAGCAUGACCAGCCUAGUCGGCAUGAACAUCCCCGGGCACACGGGCACCGGUUGGUGCAUCUUUGUGUACAACCUGUCCCCAGAUUCGGAUGAGAGCGUGCUCUGGCAGCUGUUUGGGCCCUUCGGCGCAGUCAACAAUGUCAAGGUGAUCCGUGACUUCAACACCAACAAGUGCAAAGGCUUCGGCUUCGUCACCAUGACGAAUUACGACGAGGCAGCCAUGGCCAUCGCCAGUCUCAACGGCUACAGGUUGGGCGACCGCGUCUUGCAAGUCUCCUUCAAGACUAACAAGACACACAAGUCCUGAACUUUAACAGGUAGAAGCAGUUACCCCGCGACUUUGUCUGCUCCAAAAUUGCCCCCAACCACCCCCUCCCCAUCCCCCUUCUUCACCUCCACCCGACCCUUAGCCCCUUCAGUCACUACUACCACCCUACUACAGCCAUCCAACACAGCAAACUCAAACUCCAACUGGAACACAAAGCAACCGACAAACCAUCAAACAAAUUGAACUAGAAAUGGCUUAUAUUAUAACUUUGGACCUAUAAGCCAAUGUUGCCUAAGUAUUACAAAAAUGAAAUGAUGAAAAUGUUCAUGAGUUUUUGGAAGCUCCUGUGAUAAUGCAGGCUUCUCUUUGUUGUAUAUUCUGUUCGUUGUGGUUGUUAAAAAUGAUUUUUUCUCUUCUGUGUAAACAGUAGCAAAUCCCUGUAUCCCCUUAUUUCAGAGAAGAGAAUGUCCUUUUUAGAUUGAAACCUUUUCUCUGUCUUGAUUCAGGAUUUGUUUUUCUUUUGUAAAUCCGGAUCCACUGUCGUUAGUAUUAUAUACCUCCCUGUCGGUGAAAGGGAGGGGGCUCUUUUUUAAAUUGGUGAACCAUUCAUUCAUUUUUAGUGUGUAUCAAAAACUUCCCCUUAUCGAUUAUAGAUGGGAUUCCACAAUCCCGGUAACUCUGAUGUAGAAAAAAAGAAUUUCUAACAUUGUUUUUGUUUUGUAUCGCAAACAAAACAUAAUGUCUUUCCUCACAGGGGUUCAGGGAGAUGGGGUGAGGGAGGGGAUGGGUUAGCUUUCCUGAUGACACGUUCAGUAAUUUAAGAAAAAAAAAAAAAUAACACUGUUGCCAAAGAGAAGAUCUCUUUGCUUGAAAAAAAUGCGUUUAGAAAAAAGAUAAAAAUAAAGAGAAAGAAGAUCUAUUUUUAUAAAUGAUAAUUAAAAUAAUAAUUAUUGAAGAAUUUUUACAAGAAUCUGGAUUUGAAAAAAGAGAAAAAUAUUUUGACUGGCUAACUAGGGGGGGCCGGGGCGGGAGGGAGGGGGCACCACCUUGUCUUGUCGUUCUGCCGUGGUACUUUAUAGGAUCAAAGGUUGUUUGUUUUUUGGGGACUCCAAGUUGGCAGUGAUUUUGUAGAUGGAAGGUUUUGUGAAAAGGGAUGCAAACUGAGGCAGGUGAUUUUGGUAAUUUUUCACAUGUGUACUAGUGCGUAAUUAUUCAACAGCGAUACCCAAAAGGGAAGGGAGAGGGGUCUUUCUAAGGCCUAACCAUCCUUAUAGUCCAGAGCCCAAAGCAAGAAGACCCUUUGUCCACUUGUUUUUCCUGUUUUUGUCAUCAGUCAAUAUGGGAUAUCAGUAAAUAGAUAUAUACACAUCUAUCCAUUUAGAGAGCAUACUAUACAUUAUCUAUAUCAUUUUCUUCGCUCUGCGUUUGUGAACUUACAUUUGAAAAGAACUUCCUUUUAGCGAUCAACAGUAGGUGCUAUACUACAUUAUUCACAUAUCUUAAAUAUCCAAGUUUGUUGUUCUAUGUGUUGUUUAAAGAAAAAAAAUACUUCGAUGUUGGCAUUGACUUGAGCUGCUGUUCUUUGUUUAUAGUUAUUUGUUUAUUGUUGGCCCAAAAAAUCUGGUGAGACUAUUUCUUUGCUGAAUAACCAGAUAAACGAAUUUGGGCCGUGUAAGAAUCAACAAACAAAUUUUUAUUUUGUAUUUUUUUGUUUGGCUUGCUGACUUUUAGGUUACUUGCUGAGCGUGAAACGUUUGUCAAAACUAAAUGAUGAUUAGCUAGUUCCGUUAGUCUAGAUAUUUGUUUCCUUAAAAAGGAUCUAUGACAACUGUGUCUUUAUUUGCUGUGUACAAAUAGAUGAUAUAUAUAUACAUAUAUAGUCUACAUUUGUUUUACAAUAUCUACUGUACUAUAUGAGUUGUCACUGUUCUUUUGUUUGAGCUUGUCUUUUUCAUAUGACAACUUAUUAUGAAGUGGUGGUUCAGUUACUUAGAAAAACUUGUGAGGAAACUGUUCAAUUGUUGUCAUGU